This is a messenger RNA of Macrosiphum euphorbiae (potato aphid), 1629 nucleotides long. Lineage: Eukaryota; Metazoa; Arthropoda; Insecta; Hemiptera; Aphididae. The record is from the annotation of a GenBank genome assembly.
AUGCUCAGGGUAGACGACUGUGUGGUGUUGAGACGAGUAUCCAUGGGUGGUGGUGAAGAAAAUCCAGAGCCACCAACUGAAGUAGGAUGUCGUCGGACGAGCAAUGUACUUAAAAACGAACUUUUGUUACAUGAAGCUGUUAUAAAAAAUGACCCAGAUGCCGUAAAAAGAGUAAUCAAAGAGCCAUUAGAUGUGAACUCCCGAAAUAAUUAUGGCAGAGCUCCUAUUCACUGGGCAUCUUCAAGAGGAAAUACUGAAAUUAUGGAGAUGCUAAUAAAUGCGAAGUGUGAUAUUGAAGCCAAAGAUAAAUACGGGAUGCGUCCGAUAUUAAUGGCUGCAUGGCAUGGCCACACGGAUGCUGUCCAGAUGCUUAUCAACUACGGAGCGAGUGUGAAUACAAUAAAUAAGAAACAAUACACUCUGCUUAUGUGCGCGGCGAGAAACAACCGUCUGUCGGUCGUCAACUUCCUGUUGGACACCAUCGAGGACGUCGGACUGGACGCGUUCGACACGGACCAUCAGACGGCACUGCAUCAUGCGGCGAUCGCAGGACACACGCACGUGGUCCGGAGGCUAGUGCACGCCGGAGCCAACACGAGCACCACGAACAAGCAAGGGCGAACACCACUGCAUUCCGCUUGCGAAAAGGGCCACGUCGACGUGGUCGACUUUUUACUCGGGCACGGUGCAGACAUGCUGGCGAAGGACGAAGAACAGAACAGCCCGCUGCACGUGGCUGUCGAAAACAAACAAACGCUCGUUGUGCAAAUGUUAUUGGAAGCUGGAAAUCCGACGAACUUGGAAAAUAGCAAAGGACUGACUGCGUUACACAUAGCCAGCAGCCACGGAUGUCGGGGAAUAGUGGAAAUGCUAUUAUCAGCUGAUUGUGAUAUCGACAGACAAAGCAAAAAUGGAAACACGCCUUUGCACAUGGCAUGUUUGUCCAACAACGUUGUGAUCGCGGAAAUACUGAUCGCCAAGGGUGCCGAUCUCAAUGCCUUAAACACGAGGUUGCAGUCGCCGAUUCACAUAGCGGCUGAACAGGGAUAUUCGGAAAUCUGUAAGUUACUUUUGAGUGCCGGGGCCAACAUCGAACAACGCGAACAGGGAGGCAAAACGCCGUUAUACAUAGCAGCUAGAGGAAGUUUCACCGCUAUCGUGGACAUGAUUAUAAAAACCGCUCGUUUAGAGUACACACCCAAGAAACGAACUAGACCAAAAACGCCCGAAGAACGGAGGAAAUGGAAGUGCAAUCCGGACUUGGACGUUUCGAUAGCGCUGCAAGAGACUGACGAAAAUCUAGAAAUUAUACUGCGAAAAUUGUCCCACAAACAGCUGAGUCCCGGCGAAUGGAAAAAAUUGGCUCAUUUGUGGGCGUUCACGGACGAACAGAUCAAAGCGAUCGAACACCAGUACAUAGGUCCGUCCAGUUACAAACAACAUGGUUAUAGAGUGUUGAGAAUUUGGGUCGACAGUCUGGGCCCCGAUCUCGACCCCAUAGAAGAACUCAUCGAUAGUCUCAAUACGAUCGAAAAGAAUACGCUAGCAGAUGCAAUAUGCAAGAAGUUAAUGCGGCAGAAGGAAAAAAGUGAGAAAAAACCCGACGACAAAACCUGUGUCGUUUCUUGA